Messenger RNA from Penicillium alfredii, 4146 nucleotides. RefSeq names its product [Histone H3]-lysine-36 demethylase (gene jhd1). Lineage: Eukaryota; Fungi; Ascomycota; Eurotiomycetes; Eurotiales; Aspergillaceae. Gene Ontology annotation, biological process: regulation of transcription by RNA polymerase II; protein demethylation. The transcript has 2 exons. Bases 1 to 4146 code for a protein of 1381 amino acids. Gene Ontology annotation, molecular function: histone demethylase activity; transcription coregulator activity; DNA-binding transcription factor activity, RNA polymerase II-specific. The record is from RefSeq and is a predicted model, not a curated record.
AUGAUGAGUGCGGCGUCCUUCAUGACGCCCCUCAGCGGCCGACCGCCGCAGUACCGAACUCCGUCCCCUCCGCGACGCGCCGUUGAACCCAUCACCCCAUCUACCGAGUUCCAUUCUAGAGAACAUGGCGCCCUUCGAGCUACAAGCCUUGAUCGCGAUCAUUCAACCUCGAAAAGGGAUCGAAAUGCCGCUUCGGGUGGUAGCUCACAUCACCGAUCGGGUCACGGCCGAUCAAACUCGACUAUUGACACACUUGCGACGAUUGCUCUCGCGACGAGUCCGACUUUCACACCAAUUUCACACCGUCCACCAUCUCCAUAUUCCCAGUCCGCGAUGCCUUUGUUCCCCUCCGAGUCUGCAGACUCCGAACGGCCUGCCAAACGUCCACGCUCGGAGCGAGACUCGUCGCCGCAUCGUUCUCGGUUGGGGUUGCCUUCAGAUCCCGCCCCUCCAUCCAUCUUGGAUAGCAUGAAAACAGAUGCGGAGCUGCUCCUCAAUCUCGCCCGGCCCACCAAUUUCCAUCCCGGCGACCAUGCGAAGAGAGUUAGCAUCGACGAAACCUAUCGUCACUAUGGAAACGACGCAGUCCAUCCUCCCCGUGUUGGCUUUGCCGGUGGUGCCUAUACAGGCCAAGAUUACGACAAAUCUAUACAUUACUCGGAAGAUAAUUUCCCGCCCCCUCGCAUGAGAUCUCGCUCGGAUGGAUCAGCGUUUAUGUCUCGUCCAGUGAUCCGCGGCGUUCGCCCAACUACCAGUUCAGGAACACUUCCGCCUAUUGUAUGGGAGGAUGAGAACGAAGAUAAUUCUUGGCAUCCCCCAGAGAACGGGCAUCGCUAUGCGGAGGAUGAACAUCAACACGCGGGUCCUCGUGACUCUCGCCUACCCCAUAAAUCGAUGCACCUGCCACCAAAGAUCGAAGAUGACGAAAGUGAACCGAACCCGGCAAGCUGCGCAGCAUGCCAUCUGGUGCGAAUCCCAGUGGAAACGGAUGAACAAGACGAGGAUACAUGGAUCAGUUGUGACGGGUGCAAGCGAUGGUUCCAUAUCGUUUGCGCCGGGUUUAAAAAUGAUCGGGAGGUCCGCACAAUCGACAAGUUCAUCUGCCGUGGAUGCCGGUCAGUCCACGGCCAGACGACCUUUGUGCGCAAAUCAUCACGGGCCCGCACGGCAAUCGACUACGCUGGACUCAACCAAGGUCUUGUGAAGGCGGCCACCGAUUCGUUGGAGCACCACUACCUGGAGCCCAUUCGGCAAGGCAAGAUCCGAUUCCUCCCCGAGAAUUUCCCUCGGAUGAGACCCGAGUUGGUCACGGCGGAAUAUUUUGAGUGCGGUAAUGGAUGGACGGAACCGGUUGUCAUCCCUGCCUGUUGGAAUACCUGUGAACCCGUUCCAGAGGUGGACUCGGCCUUUGAAUCUCUCAUUCAGGAGGCACCCUCCCAGGAAAUGUUUGAUGAGUUACUCGAAAACCUCCCGGAACAAGACACCAACGUGGAGAACACCGUUGAUUGUGGUCAGGAUCUUUUGGAUAUGGUGAUUCCCCAGGGUCUUACCGUCCGAUCGGUGGCCGAGCUCUACGGCCCCGAAGAGAGGGUUGAGGUGAUUGACGUCAAGUCCCAGCAGGGUGAAGACAAGAGAUGGGACAUGCAAAAAUGGGCCGACUACUACGAGAGCAACGAGCCCGAGAAGGUGGUGCGCAAUGUCAUCAGCCUGGAGGUCUCGCAGAGCAAGCUGGGCAGGCUCAUCCGGCGGCCCAAGGUUGUGCGUGACUUGGAUCUUCAGGAUGCGGUAUGGCCCGAUGAGCUCAAGGCGAUUGGCGAUUACCCCAAAGUGCAAUUCUAUUGUCUGAUGUCUGUUGCCGAUUGCUAUACCGACUUUCACAUCGACUUUGGUGGAUCCUCGGUCUUUUACCACAUCCUGAAAGGCAAGAAGACAUUCUUCUUCAUUCCUCCCAAGGACAAGCAUCUGAAAAAGUAUGAAGAAUGGUGCAACUCUCCCGCUCAGGAUUCGAUCUUCCUCGGAAACCAGACCAAGGAGUGCUACCGAGUGGACCUAUCCGAAGGAGACACCAUGUUGAUUCCAUCGGGUUGGAUUCACGCUGUGUGGACACCGGAGAACAGCUUGGUGAUUGGCGGCAACUUUCUCACGAGACUGAACUACGGAAUGCAAAUCAAGGUGCUCAACAUCGAAAAAGACACCAAAGUCCCCAAGAAAUUUAGGUACCCUUUCUUCCAAAAGAUUCAGUGGUAUACGGCCCUGAAGUAUCUGGAAGAUGACCCUAUACCCCAAAACGUGUUGGAGGCCUUUGCACAGGAUGAGAACUUCCGCUUUCACCGGCAUUAUCCGAUCUACUACGAGUUCGGGGAACAUACCAACCAAGAACCUGCAGGUUCCCCGUACCACAAUGCCCGAUUUUACUCUCAGGCAGAGCUUGAGGGUCUACCCGAGUUGACCAAGUACCUGUUGCGGACGGCCCUCAUUGCAGGGUCGUACAAUGUCGAUGGAGUUACCAUGGAUGUCCGCAACGCGGUCAAGCGUUCCAUCCCCAAAGGCACUGGAGAUCCAGUUGAUACGAUCAGGAAAUUCGGGAUCUGGGUCGCUUGGAAGCGGGGCAACGAAAGAGCUCCUCAAUGGACUCGGCCAGGCGUGAUUGAAAGCAAUUCCAAGGUUUCGUUGACUGAAAAGAAGUCGGCCGGGCGACCAAGUCGCCGCUCUGAACGCAACUUCGAUAACCAACGUACCUAUGCCGAAAGACAAGCGGUGCAACGGCCGUCAGUAGAGGUUGCCGCAACCCCCAACUCACCAAUCAUCAAUACCUUCGAUGGGGCGUCGGAAAGUGCAACACCUGCACCGGUUACUUUCGCCCCAGACACGAGCAUCAAGGAAGUGGAUACCCCCAAACCUCGGUCUGUCACACGAGCCUCGGGUCUUGGGCCGAAGCGAGUUGCCUGCGAUGCCUGUCGCAAGCGACGCAUUCGAUGCCGCCACAAGGAUGAGCAGGGCGAUUUGGUUUUGAACAAGCAGAUGGCAAUGAGUGCAUUUGGGUCCGGAUCGGGUCUGAGUACUCCAUCUUCUCUGGCCCAAGACGCCGUCUCUGCUUUAAAUUCUCUUGCGGCUAUCGCUUCUCAAGCUGGGUUUCAAAAUAACGGGCACAUGCUUGGCUUAGAUCAGGUGGAAGGCUCGGGCAAGUUUCAAUCAGAAAUCAUGGGCAACCCCACCGCAGCGGCCAACCGGCUCGGCGAUCUGAGCCCUGAUGGGGUCAAUGGCGGGAAAAAGGGACGAAGCAAGGCAUGCGAUGAUUGCCGAAAGAGCAAGCGCCGGUGUAUUCACGAUGAGUACGGUAGAAUCGAUCCGAUCAAGGCCCAGGAACGGUCCAAGCCUCGUGCAAAUGCAUCCGCCAAACGAGUUCGACCCGCCGAGGACGACGGCAUGCCUGCGACGGUCAAGAAAACAAAGCAGGAAAGCACGUCUCCCAUCACACGACCGGCAAUCUUCGACCACGGCGAGAGAAAGGGCUUAAUUGAUUACGCUGAAAGCCAGCUCCCUGUACCAUCGGACAUGGAAGCAAGCGAAGCCGCCCAAGGCCAUGACCUCUAUGCAUCCCCACCGGUAUUCCAAGCCAACUCGGUUGAAGCCAAGGCGCUGAAUUCCGUGUCUGUAUCUUCGUCCAAGCCAACUGCCUCUUUGGUGUCGCCGCCUACGUCGCUAGCCGACGAGACAGAUGGGAUUCAGGAGGGCGAUGCCGUGGCGUCCGUGGAAGGUGAGGCAUCGACUGCCCUUCACACGCCCAACUCCAGCUCUCGCCAUUCGUCUCGUCAGCCUCGACAUUUUGAGGCUUCCACGGCUCGAGCCUCGAAGACAUCCGGACGACCUACAUCCUCUACGGCUAUACACCGAACCACCCCUGCCCCGCCUGCAGCAUCCAAGAAGCCUUCGUCGCGGCCUUCGUCUUCCCAUGCGAAGAAGAGCUCCCCCAUGGUCGAGAAGCGGUUUGAUCGCCACGCUGCUUCCUCCUUGUCUCCCGGUCAAUCGAGCAAGCAUGCAAAACAUCCGAUCGGGGAGGGAGAUACUGACGCAGAAAGUCUGCGGUUAAUUCGGGAACUUCAGGAACAGGAGUUUGGGUUGCGGAAACGCUCAACACGAACCUGA